Messenger RNA from Aspergillus calidoustus, 1158 nucleotides. Lineage: Eukaryota; Fungi; Ascomycota; Eurotiomycetes; Eurotiales; Aspergillaceae. The record is from the annotation of a GenBank genome assembly.
AUGCCUCUAUCAGAAGCACCAAGCCAUAGCUCGACUCCGCGGUCCUUUACGAGUCAGUCCGCGUCCGCAGAAGAUCUUCUCAAGUCACAGACAGUCGGUCUUGUCCAUCUUUCCGAUUUCCGCAAACGCCGCGCAGAGGUUCUCGAGCAAAAAGAGCGCGAGGCGCAUGACAAGUCGCUAGGGAGGUUUACAUCCGGUAACUCAAGAAGCGCAACUCCAUCUGGGGGCGAUGUAACUGACGGAAAUUCGACGUCGGGAAGAGAGGGUCCGCCAAAGAAGAAGAAAAAGAAGCCUCUUGCAAAGAGCAAACUUUCUUUUGGAGAUGAUGACGAGGAGGAGGAAGAGGUUUUUCAAGCGAAUACACACCCAAACGCCAAAGCUGCAGACGACUCGACACCUACUCCGGCCGAUCUGAGUGCUUCGCGGUCCGGUACUGGCACACCUUUUGAGGUAACCUCUGCACCGCAGUCUCGUCGCAUUACGCCAAAUCCGAGAGCCCCACCUCCACCAAAGGCCCUUACAAAAGCAGCUCUCAAAGCGGAAGCAGAGGCGCGAGAUACCUUACGAAAAGAGUUUUUGACGAUGCAAGAGGCUGUGAAGAAUACAGAGAUCUUGAUUCCUUUUGUCUUUUACGAUGGAACAAAUAUCCCGGCCGGUACAGCCAAAGUCAAGAAGGGAGAUCAUGUCUGGCUCUUUCUGGACCGGUGUCGAAAAGUCGGCGCCGAGCUAGGUGUGAGCAACACUAGCGGAGCCUCAAAGGGCCGAAAGUUCAAUCGCCGGGAAUGGGCAAGAGUGAGCGUGGAUGACUUGAUGCUUGUCAAAGGAGAAAUCAUCAUUCCACAUCAUUACGAGUUCUACUACUUUAUCGCGAACCGUGUCCCCAGCUUCUCUAAGACCGGAGGGCUGCUGUUCGACUAUUCCGACAAACCUCCGCCGCCACCUUCCACAGACGACCCUUUGUACCGUCCGAGCAAUGAGCAGCUAGAAGGAGGCGAUAAAGACCCCACACUAACCAAGGUGGUUGAUCGACGGUGGUACGAGCGGAACAAGCACAUCUUUCCCGCAAGCUUAUGGCGGGAGUACGAGCCGGGACCGGACUUUGAGGAGAAGAUGCGUACCACGAAAAGAGAUGCUUCGGGGAAUACGUUUUUUUUCUGA